UGGACGAGCUUGUUCCCCUUUCCCGUCCUUUCUCUUCUCUGCAUCAUCGCCUCGACUUUCAUCAUCCUAUACUCGUCAACCCAUCCUUGACUUUUGUAUCAAAAUCUUUAUCGUUUCAUGUUUUGUUCUGGCCUGGUUGGCCUUGUUUGAAACGGUCCGUGAUGCUACCAUAGCCAAUGACGAUCGCUUUAGUCUGGUCUUUUUUUCCUACCCGCCCUUGUCUAGCUUCGGCCCCUUGGAAGAGUGAACAGACAUUCAAUGGACAACUCCACUCCAAUGGCAGGUCCUCGGAGGCAAAGACGGCGGAUGGCGUCCCAGGAAAGUUACCACGAUGAGAUCCCUGUUCCUGGUCAGGGCAAUAAUAAGGUAAGUCGAGUCAAUAGUUCAUGUCACAUAUAAUCAUCCCAACCGUGUAUAUCUAUCCUUACCCUGUCUACUCUUCCCUUUCUUCGUUCCAUUUCAAGUCAGUCGAAAGCUACCACACCACACCCUCCACCACGACAGUCAGUCUUUAUCGUGUGAACACGCGAUCGCGUGUGUCUCUCCUUGCCUCUCUUUUUUAUUCAUAUUCCUGCUUGUCUGGAACAGCGUCAUCUUGAUCACCACCCUCUCUUUUAUUUUGCCUGCUUUUAAAGAACAAGCCAGCGCCCGUCUCUCCCUCGAAUAGCUUUGUUUCUUGGCUUAAGAUUUUUGGUCUUAUUUUCUUUGGCCUAUCUACUUGCCAUCCGCAACAUCAACACACUCUCUAGAGCGAUACUACACCUCUACACCCCAGAAACAACGAUUUAGCUGGCUAUUCAUCGUCAUCAUGGGGCUUUCGACUAUCGUCACGGCCUCCCUCUUGGCCAUGCGCCUCUUCACCCUCCCAGCUUCGGCUGCUCCUCAGGCCAUUGAGGUUGAGGUUGAGGUCGCUGCUCCCGCGGCCUCUGUGUCUACUGCCGCUCCGGCCUAUCCUGCACCCCCCUCACCUGAGCCUGCCACUCCCGAGCCUCCUGCUUACUCGGCUGCCGCUGCUGCCGGUUCUUGGUGGUUGUCCGACAUCAAGCGCCAGGGUGUCGUUGCCUAUGGCUCUGCCGACUACAAGAUCUUCCGCAACGUGAAGGACUACGGUGCCAAGGGUGAUGGUAGCUCUGACGACACUGAGGCCAUCAACGCCGCCUUCUCUGAUGGCAACCGUUGUGGUAAGGGCUGUGACUCUUCUACUGUCACUCCCGCUCUCGUCUACUUCCCUGCUGGUACCUAUGUCGUCUCCAAGCCUAUUCUCCCCUACUACUACACCCACAUGAUCGGUGAUGUCAACAACCUUCCUGUUCUCAAGCCAACUGCCAACUUUGAGGGCAUGGCUGUCAUUGACGUCGAUCCCUACAACUCUGACGGCUCCAACUGGCACACCAACCAGAACAACUUCUUCCGACAGGUCCGCAACUUUAAGAUUGAUCUCACCGGUAUGCCCAAAAGCUCCGGUACUGGUAUCCACUGGCAAGUCGCCCAAGCUACCUCUCUUCAGAACAUCGUCUUCCAGAUGAUUGAGGACCCUAGCGACGACAACAAACAGCAAGGUAUCUUUAUCGACAACGGCUCCGGUGGCUUCAUGACCGACCUCACUUUCAUCGGUGGUCGAUAUGGCGGUUUCUUUGGUAGUCAACAGUUCACCAGCCGAAACAUGACUUUCCGCAACUGCAACACUGCCGUCUACAUGAACUGGAACUGGUUGUGGACUCUCAACGGCCUCGACAUCUCUGGCGCCAAGGUCGGCAUUGACAUGACUGCUGGCGGCAACGUUCAGAACGUCGGCUCUAUUCUCCUUACUGACAGCAAGAUUGCCAACACUGCAGUCGGUGUCCUGACCAACUACAAUCCCGCCCAGCCCGAUACCAACGGCACUCUUAUCAUCGACAACGUCGACAUGUCCUCUGCUGUCCCUGUUGCCGUCAAGGGUGGUGGAUCUAGUGCUACUAUCCUCCCCGGCAACGCCAAGAUUGCAUCGUGGGUCCAAGGUCGUGCCUACACCGGCGGCAGUGGUAAAGCUAUCCAGGCCACUCAGACUCCUGUCACCAAGCCCAAGGCUCUUCUCGAUACCAAGGGUAACGUCGUCACCAAGAGCAAGCCUCAGUAUAACAGUGUCCCCGCUGCCAACUUCAUCUCCGUCAAGUCAAAGGGUGCCAAGGGUGAUGGCAAGACUGAUGAUACUGCCGCCAUUCAGGCUGUCUUCAACAGUGUCCAAGAUGGUCAGAUCGUUUACUUCGACCACGGCGCUUAUGUCAUUACCGAUACUGUCAAGGUUCCCAAGAACAUCAAGAUUGUUGGCGAGGUCUGGCCUCUCAUCAUGGCUGGUGGUAACAAAAACUUCAAGGAUCAAGCCAACCCCAAGCCCGUCUGGCAAGUCGGUCAAGCUGGUGAUGUCGGCAACGUCGAAAUCCAGGACCUCAUGUUUGAGACUCUCGGACCCCAGCCCGGUGCCAUCUUGAUGGAGUUCAACGUCGCUGGUUCUACUCCCGGCUCCGCUGGUCUCUUUGAUGUCCACUUCCGCGUCGGUGGCUCUGCCGGUACUCAACUCCAGUCUGACACCUGCAAGAAGACUCCCGACGUCAAGACCGAGCCCAAACCCGAAUGCCUCGGCGCCUUCAUGCUCUUCCACAUGACCAAGCAGUCUAGCUGCUACCUCGAGAACACCUGGUUCUGGGUUGCCGACCACGAGCUCGACCUUAGCGAUCACUCUCAGAUCAACCUCUACAACGGCCGCGGAGUUCUGAUUGAGAGCACCAAGGGUGCUUGGCUGUGGGGUACCGCUUCCGAGCACAGCGUUCUCUACAACUACCACCUUGAGAAUGCCUCUAAUGUCUACAUGUCGCUCAUCCAGACCGAGACUGCUUACAUGCAGGGCAACCCUGACGCGACCGUCCCCUUCACCGUGAACAAGAAGUAUUUCGACCCUGACUUCAAGGCCACCUGCACCGGUACCUCUGAGCGAUGUGCCCGUACCUGGGGUCUCCGCGCUGUCAACUCCAAGGAUGUCUUCAUCUAUGGAGGAGGCCUCUACAGCUUCUUCGACAACUACGACCAGGUCUGUGUCGGCCAGAACAACUGCCAGGACAACAUGAUCGACAUUGAGAGCUCCCAGGUGCACCUUUACGGCAUCAGCACCAAGGCCUCUGUUAACAUGGUCAAUGUUGAUGGCAAGUCGGCGGUCCUCGACAAGGACAACCGCAACAACUUCUGCGCCGCCAUCGCGCUCUUCUCAUCUUAGGAAGAUGAAGUCAACGCGCCACCUUAUGGUGUGCCUCCUUACGCAUGGCCAGCGCGAAUACCCGAGCGACACGUGCUCAUUGCUGAUUAUGUGCUUUAAACGUGCCUCUGAUUUUCUUUCUCUUUCUUCUUUUUUCCAUAGGGUCUUUUUGUUCCAGGAUGGAACUGGAGUUUCGGAUAAUAAGCGAUGAAAAAACGCUUUUGAUAACUGCACCUUACCUUUGAGUAGACAGGGUAGCUGAAUGAAUCAAGUUGAGACAAGAAAUGUGACCCCCAAAUGUGACAUUUUUGUGAGUGUGAUAUGCUGUGCUGUGAUG
This is a messenger RNA of Fusarium odoratissimum NRRL 54006, 3563 nucleotides long. RefSeq lists its product as uncharacterized. NCBI's taxonomy places the organism in Eukaryota, Fungi, Ascomycota, Sordariomycetes, Hypocreales, Nectriaceae. Gene Ontology annotation, molecular function: polygalacturonase activity. The record is from RefSeq and is a predicted model, not a curated record. Bases 809 to 3247 code for a protein of 812 amino acids. The transcript has 2 exons.